AUGGACAUUGCUCGGGCUGGAGUAGAGCCGAUCGUGGUCAAAUUCUAUCGGCAGUACAUGCAGCAGAUCAAUGAUGUGACUUAUCCUCCUGGCACGCUCCUGGUCAACCCGGAUGUGCAGGACUGCUUGUAUCGGUACUUCUUCGAUGCUAGCCAGAACAAAUACUUGCCUCCCCCGUGGUAUCAGGUCCGGAUACUGCGGCGUCUGAUUGAAGAGAUUGAAAACUCUUGCAAGGAUCCUGAAGAAGAUCAAGUCUCGGAUCAUCUGAUGGAGCACAUGGGCUACCUGUCCAGUCUUCCUCACGGGGACCAGACAGACGAGGCACAGCAAUCGCGUGUCCACUCAUACUAUCCUCCUCUUUCCCUUGACGCCCGAGGAGUACGACCAAUCCUCAUCAAUGAAGCGAGCAAUCUCCUUUCGAGAGGCAGCAAUGUUGGGCUUCGUACGUGGGAGGCUGCACUGCACCUAGCGUGGUAUCUCUUUACUCAGCGGCCAGACAUCGUAAGCAACAAGCACGUCCUCGAACUAGGCGCUGGAACUGGAUUUCUUUCUUUGCUAUGCGCAAUCCACCUCCAGGCGUUGUCUGUGCUGGCCACCGAUGGCUUGGGGCUCGUCUGUGAGAAACUGGAGAACAAUGUCCUGCUGAAUAAGGAGAACGGAACGCUUGACGGGUGCACAUCACCAGAAGUUCUCCAAUUGGACUGGACGGAUCAGCCAGCAAUUGCUGAGUUACUGAGUAAAGCUGAGAAGUCAGCCACGCGCUAUGAUCUCGUCAUUGGCGCCGACGUUACCUACCACCCCGACAUCCUACGUCCACUGGCCGAGCUGCUGAGCAUCCUCAAAGCCCGCUUCCCGGACGUCGUCAUCCUCAUUUCUGCCGCCAUUCGAAGCGACACGUUCUCACAGUUCGCGGCCAUCUGUCGAGACGAUCUCAAGUUUACAGUGCGCGAAGUACCAUGUAAGAUUCCGGAUGGGUUGCGGUACUGUGGGUUUUUCCACUCGGUCGCCACCGAGAUCAAAAUCGUCUCACUCGAGCGAUGA
Fonsecaea nubica is the source of this 1041-nucleotide messenger RNA. RefSeq lists its product as hypothetical. The coding region runs from base 1 to 1041 and encodes 346 amino acids. The transcript has 2 exons. The record is from RefSeq and is a predicted model, not a curated record. NCBI's taxonomy places the organism in Eukaryota, Fungi, Ascomycota, Eurotiomycetes, Chaetothyriales, Herpotrichiellaceae.